GGAGUAGGGGGGGGGGGGUGGUGCCAAGAGUUGCAGUCAACGAGAGACCACUCGGGGAAGACGGCACAGCCGAGCGAACGGAGGGGGUGGUGGGAAGAGCGCAGCAGAGGCGUGCAGGUGACGUGAAGCCUGCACGCGAGAGAGCUCAAAGAUGCAGAACCAGCUCCAGCCCAGGUACUGAAGAAACGGACCCGGUUCGAUCCAGUUCAAGACUAGGUGCUGGAGGAAAGUAACCAGUUCGAGAGCCGGUGCUGGAAAGACGGACCAGGUUCCGGACCAGUUGGGAACCGCGUGCUGGAGAUCAAGGGAUCAGGGGCGCAGCCCGUCAUGCGCACCGCAAACUCCUUACCACAUCCUGCAGGAUUGCUUGGCGGGACAGAGGGGCUCGUGACCGGCAAGCUGUUCCUGCUGUUGUGCACGUUCCUGCUGGAGGCGAUGUACGUGGCGGGGCUGCUGGUGUUCCGCGUCACCAGGCUGCACGGCAAGCACUCGGAGGCGUGGCUGUCGCUGCUCGUGUGCUCCGGCGUCUGCUGCGUCUACUGCGGCGCGUGCGGCAUCAGCGCGCUGGUGGCCGCGCUCGACGAGCCGCUGCCCCCGCCGCCGCUCUCCCGGCUACAGCCACCGCCACCGCCGCCGCCACCGCCGCCGCCGCAGCAGCAUCCACCGCCAGUGCCGCUGGCCGCCCUCGGAAUGCAGCCCGGCCUCCCGGAGCCCGUGCCGCAGCAGGGCCCCCCGGAUCCCGCGGCACACCCCGGCCACCCGGAUCCCACGCUGGCUCUGGCCCUGCACGUGCUGCCCGUGCUGACCAAGACGUUGGCGGCGCUGGCCGGGUGCCGCAUGUGCGCCGAGUUCUGGUUCGUGCGAACGAAGCUGACGCUGCCCACGAGGCGCAGCAGGGUGCGCGACCCCGGCGAGGACCCCUUCGUCAUCGACGCCGCCACCUACACAGCCGGAAUCGCAGGCAGCUGCGGCUACUCGGCGCUGGCCUUCACGGCGUACGCGGCCGGCGGGCUGGUGAUGGCCGGACGCGGCGCCGGCGACACCGUGUACCUGUGCACCCUCACGCUGCUGCUGCUGUGCCGAGCCAUCCUCCUCGUCCAGUUAUUCAUGCAGGCGGCGAGGAUACACCACGUGAGGAAAAAGCGAGGACUCGACGUCCCCAAGGUGAAGCUCGUCGGGGACUCCGUGCCAUAGAGGCGGCCUCUCCGCCGGUGCCGGCUGACUUGCGGGAGGCGGUGCGGCUGCGGCACCAUCAGCCCGGGGCGUAGCAGCGCUCCGCUUGUGUGUCUGAGCCGCGUGCGACGGCAGCAGCUCGCCGGAAACGAACUUUGUGUUGCGCUCGAAUUCUGGAGUUUUUGUAAAUAGAUUUUUUUUUUUUUAUCUCAGAUCUAACGCGUGUUCAAAGACAGUAAGAUGCUGAGGAUAGAUUCUGCACUGACUUAAAAUGGCUCGUUUGUUUGGAUUUCUUUAAAAAAAAUAGAUAUAUAUAAAUGAGCGUGAUGGUUGCACUGCCAGGCGGCUUGGAUGUGAAGUUGAUGUUGAAUUGAUCGACCUUCAGUGAGCGAUGGCCGCACACCAGCUAUCCGUAAGGUGCCCAAUGGUGGAGGGGUUCAACACAAUUAUUCCGAGUUACUAAUGAGAUGUUUAGGUGCAAUGUUGCCGUAAUAAGCGGUAAAGACAUUACGUCACAAAAGGAGGCAAGGAGAUGACACCGGGAGCUGAACAUACGGUAGCUCCGUCUAGGGUUGCCAUCUCCAGGGCUUCAAAAUAACUAAAUAUUAUGGCAAGAAGAAUAUUUUACAGUAUCGGCAGAGGUGAACGACAUGUAAGUGUGAGUUGUGUAUUUUUUUAUGCAAUUUACAAGACCGGGACUUUUAAUGUUCUCGGAAGACUCACAUAUUUCCCAGGACGGGUAGUUCACAACAAGGACGAUACUGGGACAACCGGCACAGGUGGCAAGGGCCUCCUUCCAUCCCCUCUGACUGAAAUGGUGAAAGAUUCCAGACCUGGGUGUCUGCCUAUGCGAAAACUGGUUUUAAACGUAUAUGGCGUCAUGAACGCCGUGUUUUAGUCUACAAAACCGAUAUCGGCCAGUAACCACCUGAAACAGGAGCACCAAAAGUUCGUGUUAUUCUGAGUAUCCAAAAUAGUUCACACCGACAAAACCGGAAUAAAAGUUCGAAAAUGCAAUGGGCAGCUGUGGGGAAUGAGGGUGAACCAGUGGACACUUCACUCCGUAUUUGCUCCAGUGAUUUUUGUUUUGUUUUGAAACUUUCCCGAUGAAAGGCAUUUAAGUAUUCAACAAUUAGUGGAUGCAGAAUAUAAACACAUCCAGGGCUUGCGUAAGACAUCUUUGCCCACAGGACACCAGCGAGGAAAAGACCCCCCCCCCUCCCGGCCCCCUCCCUUACACAAAUCCCUAACCCUUGCUGCUGGAACACACUCCAAUGCAAUAUGUGGCAGUUGGGGAAAAAAUUGAGGAUUCAAUUAAAAUAGCCUAAUGAAGGUAGCAUUACGGUCGUAUUGUUUGUAUUGUUCAUCUUAAAAUUAUAAUAUUAAUUAAGAGUCUGACUUUUUUAUUAUUAUAAUAAAUACAUAUGUUUUAUUUC
Messenger RNA from Petromyzon marinus (sea lamprey), 2609 nucleotides. RefSeq lists its product as uncharacterized. NCBI's taxonomy places the organism in Eukaryota, Metazoa, Chordata, Hyperoartia, Petromyzontiformes, Petromyzontidae. The record is from RefSeq and is a predicted model, not a curated record.